AUGGAACUGAAUAAUUCGAAUACCGAAAAGAAAAAACAACAGGUGGAAAUCUUCCGUAAGUUUGCAUCGGAAGCUUCCUCACAGGAUAGAGUUGGAACCCAUAAACUCAUUCUGCGGUUUGAUGACUUUAUCAAAUUAAUAUCAAGCUCUCAAAGUCUUUACUCCAAAUUUACAGACCACUCCUAUAAUUUGAACCAAAUACCAAACGAGGUUUUCGGUUGCAUUUUCUUUGCAUUAGAUGAACAGAACAAGGGUUACCUGACAAUAAAUGACUGGUUCCAUUUUAACAACCUUUUGGAGUGUGACAAUUACAAUCUAGUGAUUUUGUAUGAAUUCUUCAGAAAGUUUGAUGUUGCUAGACUCAGAGGGUCACGCUUGAGGAACAAGCCCUUCCAAGUUAAGUCUGGGGAUUCGGUAGACGAUGUAAGAGUAAAAUCAAUAAACUACGGCAGCCGUUUUCUCAGUUUCGAUAAUUUGUAUCUCGAUCUCGCUCAAUUUAAGGCAACCAUAAAGCUGUUGCAACAAUCAGUCAAUGAUAAGUUCUUGGUAGCCAACAAACUUCUGAUUGAUUGGAACAGUUUUAAAUGGCUAAGAUUUUAUGAGAUUCAUCCAUACAACAAGAGCGAUGGGGCAUACAUUACCCUAAACUCUCUCGUGACAAUAUUGCAAAACGACUUGAAGAACGAGAAACUAUACAUGGGAUUCGAGAGACUGUCGCACAUUAAUUAUAAUAACAAUUCGCUCACUUUGAGCAAGAACCAGCUUGUCUACUUGCUCAAACUAUUUUAUUCGCAUCGAAUAACUGCGGAUGUUUUCAGUUCUCUCAAUUUGUCCAACUCCAAGAUGAUUUCGUGUGACAAUCAUUAUAUCAACUAUAAUGUCUUCAAAGACAUCUUUUUCCUCUUUCAAAAUUUUGAUCUUUUGAAUCAAGUGUUCAUGAGAUUUGCGAAGACAAAUAACUUCAAUGAUCAAGAUAUGAGGGAAUGUGUGAUAACCAAGGAGAAUUUAAUUGAAUUUUUGAACGUUGAGUACAAUAAGAUAAACAAUAUUGUCGAGUUUUCUCCUUCUCAGAUAAAUCUACUAUUUUCAAUUGUGGCUAAUUCGAAAAAGAACAAUUUGAUAAAAAAAGAGCUGGAUCUGCAUCACGAAGACUCUCAGAUUGAAAGCUUUAUUCGAAACGAUUUUUGUCAUGGGACAAGCGCAAAAAAAGAGAACCUUCAAGAUUUCAAUACUAGUUACCAUGACUUGGUGGGAGGAUUUAAUGUGGAGGGUGAUCUCGAAAAGAGGCACCAUCCACGCCAAAAUACUUCAGGACUGUUGAAUCUCUUCGGAAACAGAUCACAAUUGGGUGACAAUUUUUCCGAAUUUAAUUUAACCAUAGAAGACUUUAUGAAAAUUUUGAAUCCUAAUUAUUUGAAUGAUUUAGUGCAUCAAAUGGAAAUUCGUCGUAUUCAAUCUGAAUCAUCACACACAAAUCUCUAUUUCUUUCCGAUUUUUGAUUCUAUUUAUAAUUUUACGCUGGGCUCAAUUGCAGGAUGUAUAGGGGCAACUGUUGUAUAUCCCAUAGAUCUGGUGAAGACCAGAAUGCAGGCGCAAAGAAACUUUUCCCAAUACCGUAACUCAAUAGAUUGUUUCAUCAAAAUCUUCAGUAAGGAAGGUGUGAGAGGUAUAUAUUCAGGGCUCGGUCCUCAACUCAUCGGUGUUGCUCCAGAGAAGGCCAUCAAGCUUACCGUGAAUGACUUUUUAAGAAGUUUUUUUAUGGACGAUCGCGGUGAUAUAAAACUUCCCUUUGAAAUCCUAUCUGGUGCUACUGCUGGUGCGUGUCAAGUUAUUUUCACCAAUCCUCUCGAAAUUGUAAAAAUUAGACUUCAAGUUCGAUCUGAGUACGCUGGUGAUUUAGCACGAUCGCAAGUCAAUGCUAUAGGGGUGGUAAAGUCACUAGGACUUAGUGGCCUCUACCGAGGUAUCACUGCUUGUCUAAUGAGAGAUGUUCCCUUUUCUGCCAUUUAUUUCCCAACUUACGCUCAUAUAAAGAAAGAUCUUUUUCACUAUGACCCCAAAGAUAAAAAUAAAAGGAGUAGACUUAGAACUUGGGAAUUGCUAACUGCUGGCGGGUUAGCUGGGAUGCCAGCUGCAUUUUUGACUACUCCUUUCGAUGUUAUAAAGACAAGACUGCAAAUUGAUCCUAGGGCAGGAGAAACCAAGUACAAUGGGAUACUUCAUGCAGCAAAGACAAUUUUAAAGGAGGAAAGCUAUAAGAGCUUUUUCAAAGGUGGAGGAGCCCGUGUCCUCAGAAGCUCUCCUCAAUUUGGCUUCACCUUGGCUGCUUAUGAAAUUUUCCAAAAUUUAUUUCCUUUACAUGCUAAUUCUCAAUCCCCUGAAAAGACUGAAGAUGAGACACCUUUUAUUACUAGUUCCUUUUCUUCUUUUUUCAAAAGCAUGAAGGCUACUUCGAAGGAGCAUGUCGAGAUAACAGAGUUUUUUGGCCCCUCGGUCGAUCCUUACAGCAGUAAUUACCUGAAUUACUAUUAUAAGAGUUGCCAAAUUGCCAAAGUAUUUAUUGAUUUGGACUACAACUUCUCCAAAUUUAAUUACGAAGUGUAUCACAAUUUUCACAGAACCAUCAAAGAUCUUGAAAGUGGCUCCAAAUAA
Messenger RNA from Lachancea fermentati, 2652 nucleotides. The record is from the annotation of a GenBank genome assembly. NCBI's taxonomy places the organism in Eukaryota, Fungi, Ascomycota, Saccharomycetes, Saccharomycetales, Saccharomycetaceae.